AUGUCGAAAGCUCCAGCAAUUGGUAUUGAUUUGGGCACGACGUAUUCGUGCGUCGGUGUCUUCCAGCACGGAAAAGUAGAGAUCAUCGCGAACGAUCAGGGAAACAGGACCACCCCCAGCUAUGUGGCGUUUACAGAUUCAGAGAGGCUCAUCGGUGAUGCCGCCAAAAAUCAGGUCGCCAUGAACCCAUCCAACACGGUUUUUGACGCCAAGAGGUUGAUUGGGAGACGUUUUGAUGAUCCUUCUGUGCAGUCCGACAUGAAACAUUGGCCGUUCACAGUCGUCAGUGAAGGAGGGAAGCCAAAAAUCAGAGUUGAGUACAAGGGGGAGAAUAAAACAUUCUUCCCGGAAGAAAUUUCUUCUAUGGUCCUCUUGAAAAUGAAAGAAGUUGCAGAGGCUUAUCUUGGCAAGACUGUAACAGAUGCUGUGGUUACUGUUCCAGCCUACUUCAAUGACUCCCAGCGUCAGGCAACCAAAGAUGCGGGCACCAUAUCUGGUCUGAAUGUUCUGCGUAUCAUCAAUGAGCCGACAGCUGCUGCAAUUGCUUAUGGUCUUGACAAGAAGGUCGGGUCCGAGAGAAAUGUUCUUAUUUUUGACCUGGGUGGUGGAACAUUCGAUGUUUCUAUUUUGACAAUCGAGGAUGGUAUCUUUGAAGUCAAGUCAACUUCUGGGGACACCCAUCUUGGUGGAGAAGAUUUUGAUAAUCGUAUGGUCACUCACUUCAUUCAAGAGUUCAAACGCAAACACAAAAAAGAUAUCAGUGACAAUAAGAGGGCUGUCAGGCGUUUGAGAACUGCCUGUGAGAGAGCCAAAAGAACACUUUCCAGUUCGAGCCAGGCAAGUGUGGAGAUAGAUUCCUUGUAUGAAGGAAUUGAUUUUUACACAAGCAUCACAAGAGCCAGGUUUGAGGAACUGUGCGCUGAUCUCUUCAGAAGUACUCUUGAUCCAGUUGAGAAAGCUCUGAGGGAUGCCAAGAUGGACAAGUCCAGUGUUCAUGAUAUCGUUUUGGUAGGUGGCUCGACCAGGAUUCCUAAAGUUCAGAAACUUCUACAAGAUUUCUUCAAUGGAAGAGAGCUAAACAAGUCCAUAAAUCCAGAUGAGGCUGUGGCUUAUGGAGCAGCUGUCCAGGCAGCCAUAUUGCAUGGUGACAAGUCAGAAGCAGUUCAGGACUUGCUGUUGUUAGAUGUGGCCCCACUCUCACUUGGUAUUGAAACAGCUGGUGGAGUGAUGACAGCCCUGGUCAAACGUAAUACUACCAUCCCAACAAAGCAGACCCAAACUUUUACAACAUACUCUGACAACCAACCUGGUGUGCUCAUCCAAGUGUAUGAAGGAGAGAGAGCUAUGACAAAAGAUAACAACCUCCUUGGCAAAUUUGAGCUUUCUGGAAUUCCACCAGCUCCAAGAGGAGUUCCUCAGAUUGAAGUCACAUUUGACAUUGAUGCCAACGGUAUCAUGCAUGUCUCAGCAGUUGACAAGAGCACUGGUCGCGAAAACAAAAUCACCAUCACCAAUGAUAAAGGCCGUCUGAGCAAGGACGAGAUUGAGAAGAUGGUGAAGGAGGCAGAGAGAUACAAAGAUGAAGAUGAGAAGCAGAGAGAACGUAUAUCAGCUAAGAAUGCUCUAGAAGGUUAUGCAUUCAACAUGAAGGCAACAGUGGAUGAUGAGAAGUUGAAGGACAAGAUAUCUGAAUCAGACAAGAAGCUGGUCAUUGACAAAUGCAACGAGAUCAUCAAGUGGAUGGACUCCAAUCAGCUUGCAGAGAAGGAUGAGUUUGAGCACAAACAGAAGGAGUUGGAGAAGGUCUGCAUGCCCAUUGUGACCAAGUUGUACCAGGGCUCGGGAGGAGCUGGAGGCAUGCCGGGAGGAUUCCCAGGUGGAUUUCCGGGAGCAGGAGCGGGGGAGAGUGCAGGGGCAUCUUCUGGAAAGGGACCAACCAUUGAAGAAGUUGAUUAAGCUGACGGGGAUGAAUCACUUCUGUUAUGAGAGAGGGUGAAUGAGUGGUUGUUCGAGACUUCGUUCUGUUGUACAUUUGAUUGUUUCGUUCGUACGUGCUUGGGCUAGACUCUCAUUUUUUAUGUUUGUAUUGUGCAGUCCUGUUAUUUAUUUUUGUUUGUUUUUUAUGUUUCUUUAGAAAUUUCAGUGUGAACAAUUUAUGUAGCGUUUAUUUAAUGGACAGACGAUAACUUCACCGAGUUCUAUAUUAAUGUGAUUGAACAGUAUUUGUAUAUUAACUUUUCCAUUUUUUCUAUUUCAAAGUUCUGUUAAUGUUUUUUUGAAAUUAAUAAAACUUGAAAACAAAA
This is a messenger RNA of Helobdella robusta, 2303 nucleotides long. RefSeq lists its product as hypothetical. Lineage: Eukaryota; Metazoa; Annelida; Clitellata; Rhynchobdellida; Glossiphoniidae. Gene Ontology annotation, cellular component: plasma membrane; cytoplasm; cytosol. The record is from RefSeq and is a predicted model, not a curated record. Gene Ontology annotation, molecular function: ATP-dependent protein folding chaperone; misfolded protein binding; heat shock protein binding. Bases 1 to 1956 code for a protein of 651 amino acids. Gene Ontology annotation, biological process: vesicle-mediated transport; cellular response to unfolded protein; protein refolding. The transcript is spliced from 4 exons.